AUGGCUCCAGGUCAGCCAGCUCUGGGAUACCGGAGUCAGGGAGGGGGCGACAGGACAGGGCCAGCACACUGGGGCAGCCCUCUGACAACCCUUGCCUGUAGCUCGGGUCCUGGAGCUGCUGCUGUGGCCCGUGAGCUGCUGCUGGCUGCACUGGAGGACCUCAGCCAGGAGCAGCUGAAGCGCUUCCGCCACAAGCUACGGGAUGCCCCGGCUAACCAACGCAGCAUCCCGUGGGGGCGAUUGGAGCAUGCGGACGCCGUCGACCUCGCUGAGCAUCUGACCCACUUCUACGGGCCGGAGCCGGCUCUCGACGUGGCUCGAAAGACCCUGAAGCGGGCAGACGUGCGCGAUGUGGCAGCGCGGCUCAAAGAGCAGAGACUGCAGAGUGAGCUGCGGGUGGGAGGUCGCCGGGUCCCCGCCCCAUCACCACCUCCUGUCCGGGUAGUCCAGCCCCGCUCCCUUCCUGCCUCCCUGGAAAAUCCCCAGAGCAAUCCGGGUUUCGGCCUCUUUAUCCCAAAUUCUCGGGCCCCACGGCUCGGACCCUGGGAGUUCCUGACCCAGACUUUCCACUGCGCCCCGCCAUUCAGUGGGUCCUCAAUGCCGGUUGUCUUUCCAGGGCUGGGCCGCAGCUCCUCAGCGCUGCUCUCCGUGUCUGAGUACAAAAAGCGAUACCGAGAGCACGUGCUCCGGGAGCAUGCCAAGGUGAAGGAGAGGAACGCCCGAUCGGUGAAGAUCAGCAAGCGCUUCACCAAGCUGCUCAUCGCGCCGGAGAGCGCGGCCGCGGAGCAGGUGCUGGGGUUGGCUGAGGCUGCGGAGCGCGAGCGUGCCCGGCGCUCCGACACACACACCUUCAAUCGGCUGUUCCGCCGCGACCGGGAAGGCCAACGGCCGCUGACCGUGGUGUUGCAGGGCCCAGCGGGCAUUGGCAAGACCAUGGCGGCCAAGAAAAUCCUGUAUGACUGGGCGGCGGGCAAGCUCUACCAGGGCCAGGUGGACUUCGCCUUCUUCUUGCCAUGCGGCGAGCUGCUGGAGCGGCCCGGCGCGCGCAGCCUGGCAGACCUGAUCCUGGAUCAAUGCCCGGACCGCGGUGCUCCCAUGCAACUGAUUCUGGGGCAGCCGCAGCGGCUCCUCUUCAUCCUGGACGGCGCGGACGAGCUUUCACUUUUGGACCCCCGUGAGGCCAGGCCCUGCACAGACCCCUUCGAGGCUACGAGUGGCGAGCGGGUGCUGGGAGGGCUGCUGAACAAGGCGCUGCUGCCCUCCGCCCGCCUCCUGGUGACCAGGCGUGCCGCCGCCCCGAGGAGACUGCAGGGCUGCCUGUGCUCGCCCCAAUGCGCCGAGGUUUGCGGUUUCUCCGACAAGGACAAGAAGAAGUAUUUCUACAAGUUCUUCCAGGACGAAUGGAGGGCCGAGCGCGCCUACCGCUUCGUGAAAGAGAACGAGACCUUGUUCGCGCUGUGCUUCGUGCCCUUUGUGUGCUGGAUCGUAUGCACCGUGCUGCGCCAGCAGCUGGAGCUCUGCCAGGACCUGUCGCGCACCUCUAAGACCACCACGUCAGUGUACCUGUUUUACAUUGCCAGCGAGCUGAACUCGGCUCUCACUGUCAAUGGGCCCCAGGUGCGGGAACAGCUGCUGAAGCUGUGCCGCCUGGCCCGCGAGGGCGUCCUAGGACGUCGGGCUCAAUUCGUCGAAAAGGACCUGGAGCGACUCCAGCUUCGCGGCUCCAAAGUCCAGAGACUGUUUCUUAUCGAGAAAGAGCUGCCGGGCGUGCUGGAGACCGAGGUCACCUACCAGUUCAUGGACCAGAGCUUCCAAGAGUUCUUCGCUGCUCUGUCCUACCUGCUGGAGGAGGAGGAGUCUCCCAGGGCAGCGGCUGACGGCGUUGGGACGCUCCUGCGCGGGGACCCGCAGCUGCGCCGCCACCUGGUGCUCACCAGGCGCUUCCUCUUCGGACUCCUGAGCGCGGAGCGAAUGGGUGACAUUGAGCGCCACUUUGGCUGUGCGGUUUCAGAGCGAGUGAAGCAGGAAGCCCUGCAGUGGGUGCAGGGUCAGGGCUGCCCGCCGGCGGCACUAGAAGAGACCCUAGGGCUCCAGGAUGUGGAAGAGCCAGAGGAGGAGGAGGGAGAGGAGCUCAGCUACCCGCUGGAGCUGCUGUACUGUCUGUAUGAGACCCAGGAGGACACUUUCGUGCGCCAGGCCCUGAGUGGCUUCCGGGAGCUGGUGCUGGAGCGCGUGCGCUUCAGCCGCAUGGACAUCGCUGUUCUGAGCUACUGCGUGAGGUGUUGCCCCACUGGACAGGCACUUCGGCUGGUCAGCUGCAGCCUGGCCGCCGCACAGGAGAAGAAAAAGAAGAGCCUGGUGAAGCGGCUGCAGGGCAGCUUGGGCGGCAGCAGCAGUUCUCGAACUACCAUGAAACAACUCCCAGCCUCCCCACUGUGUCCACUCUUCGAGGCCAUGACUGACCAACAGUGCGGGCUGAGCAGCCUCACGCUGUCCCAUUGCAAACUUUCGGAUGCAGUCUGCAGAGACCUCUCUGAGGCCCUAAGGGCUGCCCCUGCCCUGACAGAGCUGGGUCUCCGCCACAGCCGGCUCAGUGAGGCUGCCCUGCGUUUGCUGAGCGAGGGCCUUGCCUGGCCCCAGUGCCAGGUCCAGACACUUAGGCUGCAGGUGCCUGGCCUCCAGGGAGCCUUCCAGUACCUAGUAGGCAUGCUUCAGCAGAGCCCCGCCCUGACCACCCUGGACCUCAGUGGCUGUCAGCUGCCUGACUCCAUGGUGACCUACCUGUGUGCAGUCUUGCAGCACCCAGGAUGCAAACUGCAGACCCUCAGCCUGGCCUCCAUGGAGCUGAACGAGGGGUGCAUGCAAGAGCUUCGGGCUGUGAAGACAGCAAAGCCAGAUCUGGUUAUCAUACACCCAGCACUGGACAGCCACUCUGCACCUCCCACAGGAUUCAGCAGUGCCCUCUGAGGCCCUGAAAGCCAGAGCAGGAUGGAGAACUCUAUAGUCAGAGCCUGCUGCAAAGGAGACCUCCCCAUUCCAAGGGCUACCAGAUGUUGGUCAGCCUCUGGGCAAUUCUUUUGAGACCCUGGAUAGGCCAGUGAGCAGGCCAGACAGACCCAGCCUCCAGCCCAAUCCAGGCCUUAGAACUGUCCUCUCUCCAUACCCUGGGGGACUCCUCCAAUCUCACUCCCCCUCCACCUACUUUCCUUCCUGGGGCCCUCUAGCCAUGCCCCUCACGAUGCCCCCCCCCCAGUAACAAUAGCACUGGUUCGAGCUUCAACUAACUGAGCGCCUACUAUGUGCAGAGUGACCCCUUCCUGACUGGGCCCCAUCUGCAACAUGGGCCCCACUAGUCUCUGCAACUCUGCCCUCACAGACCCCAUAGGUCACUGUGUCUCCCUGUAAAUUUGGGUCUUAGCAUUAGGAGUGAGACUCACUGAGGCCAUGUGGGUGAACCCAGAGGUAUCUACUCACUGUCUAAGGCCUUUGGGAAGAGAGUUCAGAGGAGAGUGGGAUAGAACUGGUGAACCUGACUCCAGGUGAAAGCCAUGGUGGGUGGGCAGCUUCUCUGCACCAAUAAUAAACUCUCCUUUGGACUCAUUUC
Otolemur garnettii (small-eared galago) is the source of this 3604-nucleotide messenger RNA. RefSeq names its product NLR family pyrin domain containing 6 (gene NLRP6). Gene Ontology annotation, molecular function: peptide binding; vasopressin receptor activity. The record is from RefSeq and is a predicted model, not a curated record. Gene Ontology annotation, biological process: regulation of inflammatory response; response to bacterium; acute inflammatory response. The coding region runs from base 1 to 2967 and encodes 988 amino acids. The transcript is spliced from 7 exons. NCBI's taxonomy places the organism in Eukaryota, Metazoa, Chordata, Mammalia, Primates, Galagidae. Gene Ontology annotation, cellular component: canonical inflammasome complex; cytoplasm.